AUUUAUAACAUCACGCUACAGCAAGUGAAAAAUCAACUCAGGCUAGUGGCAACAGCAGGAUACGAAUUAACAAACUAAAAUAAAACAUAGACCGUAAAGCCGGGAAAGCCGAAAAAGAGAGAAAAUCAGAGGAAGGAACAAGAGAGUGAAAAAGAGAGAGAGAGAAAGGACAUGCCGGAAAGAGCGUGUGAUGAAAACGGGACGCGCUCAAGAGGGAAGUAUUAUCCGGCACGAGUAACCAGCGGAGACCUUCACCGAGACCGAGAUAGGUCGACAUUGCCCCUGUGCGCCGUGUGCUCGUUGCACCCCGCCCUACAAACAGCAGCGGCAGGUAGGAGAACCAGCCGUCAUAAGCAACAGCGGCAGCAGCGGCAGCGAAAACAGCAGCAAUAGCAACCCCUGCCGUCUCACGGUAUAAAGAGGACGCCGUCACCACCACUACCCCUGUCAUCAUCAUCACCACUACGCCACAAUCCCUCCUACCUACUGCGCUCACUUUGGCCUAGAGGAAUAGCCUUGCUCCUAUAUGACAAUUCGAUGAGGGUGAGGUGCCGACCGUGGCAACGGGGGAUGCACGAGGGUCAAGAAGAGUAUGGAGGCGAGGGGACGGACGGAGAUACGGCGAGGGGGAUGAACGCAGGCGCGAACGCAGACGCAAUAGGCGGACAAAACGGCGCCGAGCAUUCCGGCGACGCCAGACAACGCGGCACAAUCGAGACGUGAUAAUCGCCGUGGGAUUGAAGAGGAAUUAAGAUAGAGAGAGAAAAAAAAUUAUCAUCGUGUGUCUAUCCCCUUGACACGAUCAGUCCGCAGCAUCCGGCGUGCAUCAAGGAUGGGAAUCGUAAAGACGGCCUCGGAGAGCAUCCUAGAGGAGACAGUUGUGCCGAGUGAGGAAGCGAAUUACUCGCUGCAGGGUCACGCCGAGGAAUGGAGCGAAAAUUUUCCCUAUCAGCUAUUGAUAGCGGCAGGAGUGGCCCUAGUUGGUCUACUUCUCUUAGCUGCGGUGAGUUUCCAAUGCUCUUCCACUUGGCGAUGGUUGAUAAACAUGACUCGACAUGAGAAUAUCGAAGAUACUGGGACCGAUCAAACUCAACAAAAUGCGAUCCGAAUCAGCCAUUCUCUUCCAGACCUACAAUCGGAACCGAUCACUCACGAAUAUGUUCAGGAGCAAAAAGAGAAUAAGAAGGUGUUGCGUCAAACCACUCUGCCCAUCGUACCAAUGAGACAUCAAAGUUUUCAACGUCAGCUAUCGCAUCGCCUUGAUUUGCCUAACAUUAAGUUCAGUAUUUGCAGCUUGGAAAAUCGCAGCGAUUCUAGCCUUGGUCUUAUUAAGCCGGAAUUAUAUAAAAAAGAGCUCGUGAGACAGGAGAGUGCUGAAAGCUCUAGUACAACAGAGAUGGAAUACGCCGGAAAGCUACAUUUCGCUCUUCGCUAUGACAAGGAAAUCGAAGGACUCGUUGUUAAAGUUCUGGAAGCUCGUGAAUUGCCAAUAAAAGAUGUAACAGGCAGCAGUGAUCCGUACAUCAAAGUGUAUCUCUUACCAGAUCGAAAGAAAAAAUUCCAAACAAAAGUACAUCGAAAGAAUUUGAACCCGAUAUUCAAUGAAACGUUCAUCUAUAGCGUGUCAUAUGAAGAACUACGAGAACGUUAUAUACAAUUCUCGGUCUACGAUUUUGAUCGCUUUUCACGUCACGAUCUCAUUGGACAAGUAGUUCUUAAAGGACUUUUAGAUUGCACCGAUCUUGAACAAGAAAUUGAAUAUACGAUGGAUAUUCUCUGCGCCUUACAGGAAAAAGUAGAUCUAGGAGAAUUGAUGUUGUCAUUGUGCUAUUUACCAACAGCCGGUCGAUUGACAUUAACCGUGGUCAAAGCCAGAAAUCUUAAAGCGAUGGAUAUAACAGGCAAAUCAGAUCCUUACGUGAAAGUUUACCUGCUAUGCCAAGGUAAAAGGAUAAAGAAAAAAAAGACGACAGUCAAGAAGAAUACUCUUUAUCCUAUCUAUAAUGAGGCACUUGUCUUUGAUGUUCCGGCGGAUAACAUCGAGGAUGUCAGUCUGAUAGUGAAAGUGAUCGAUUACGAUAGGAUUGGUUCGAAUGAACUGAUGGGAUGUACGGCAAUUGGAUCGAGCUUCAUUGGGAUCGGUCGAGAUCACUGGCUAGAGAUGUUGGAUAAUCCGAGAAAACCGGUAGCGCAAUGGUAUCCAUUGAUGGAGACCAUAUCUGGCCAUAUUCCAGCCAUGGAUUCGGACGCACUUCCAAUAAGCUUGAGCUGCUUAAACAGAUGAAGACAAAAGACGGAAAAUAAAUAUUGCGGGAGCUCGCAAAUAUUAUCGGACGUCGGCUUGGACAUUGUCUCCUUCUGUCGUCAUUUAAUGCACAUCGCUUGACUGACUUAAGUACAAUCUCUGUCUCAAAAGGCCGGAAGGCGAAUUCUGUGCUUUGUAACCUUACCUCGUGCAGCAGGCAUAAAAUAAUAAACGAUCCAAUGUAGUAGAAAGCUCGAUAAUAUGCGAAACAUACGUUGCUCAAUUCCAACGAUCUGAUGAUGAUCGUGACGGAAACGAGAUCAAUUUGCAUUGCUUUAUCUUUCUAUCGUGAUAAUAUGCUCGCGAUUGGGUGCAGGCUGGUCCCGCACCAUUUUAAACACAAGUUGUAUUCACAAUAGAAUCCCGUAGAAUUCCCUGUUAUACGUGAUGUUGAGCAUGACGAUAGCUUAAAUGUUUUUAGAUUAAUACGAGAAAUCAGAUAUACAUAAGUAUACAUACAGAUAUUUUAUAGAAAAUACAUAAAUGCGAGGACAUAUAAGGCCUUACCCUCGAUAAAGGCGAGACCGAAAGAGCGCAGGCAAGAUUCAGAUGACAGAUCAUUAACUGCAUUAGCAGCAAAGUACAAGUACUGAAUAUCGAUAGUAUUUCUAAGAUAGUACAGAUACUGAACGCGCGCGUUGGAUCUCUACAUGCAUCGUUUAUUAUUUCACGCUCGCUAGAAUUUCUGCGUAAAUGUUCUAUUAACGUGAUACAUGUUUAAAUAUAAUGCCCGACAAUGGGCACUAUUUGUGAUAAUGUAUCUGGCAUGUAACAUUCAUAUACACGUAUAAGCAACACAUAUAACGUGAUUUUGACGAUCAUAUAUAUCAGUAGUCGCUUUGUAUAUGCAUGUACGUUUGUAAUCGAUGCGACUAUUGGAUUGUGAACCUGAUAAUAAAUAAUAAUAUAUAUUUAGAUCAUAUGAGGAAUUAUAUAUAUUGCAGAAGAAAAAAGAACAAAACCGCGCAAUGUGUGAACACACACAAUCCUCUUAAUAUAUAACAAA
This is a messenger RNA of Camponotus floridanus (Florida carpenter ant), 3311 nucleotides long. Its product is annotated as synaptotagmin-10. NCBI's taxonomy places the organism in Eukaryota, Metazoa, Arthropoda, Insecta, Hymenoptera, Formicidae. Gene Ontology annotation, biological process: cellular response to calcium ion; regulation of dopamine secretion; regulation of calcium ion-dependent exocytosis. The transcript is spliced from 10 exons. Gene Ontology annotation, molecular function: calcium ion binding; phosphatidylserine binding; SNARE binding. The record is from RefSeq and is a predicted model, not a curated record. Gene Ontology annotation, cellular component: membrane. Bases 833 to 2284 code for a protein of 483 amino acids.